Aspergillus homomorphus CBS 101889 is the source of this 1455-nucleotide messenger RNA. Its product is annotated as ribosomal N-lysine methyltransferase. The record is from RefSeq and is a predicted model, not a curated record. NCBI's taxonomy places the organism in Eukaryota, Fungi, Ascomycota, Eurotiomycetes, Eurotiales, Aspergillaceae. Gene Ontology annotation, molecular function: protein binding; protein-lysine N-methyltransferase activity. The transcript has 6 exons. The coding region runs from base 1 to 1455 and encodes 484 amino acids. Gene Ontology annotation, biological process: peptidyl-lysine monomethylation.
AUGGCAACGGACGAGUCUCCUGGUGCAGAACAUGCUGCUUUUAUGCAAUGGGCGCAGGCCCAAGGUGUGAGCAUCAACGGGAUCGCUCCGGCGCGAUUCCCCGGCCGUCGCCUGGGCAUGAAAGCGACUCGGACAAUAGAAGAAAACGAGAUCAUGUUAAAUGUGCCCGUAUCAGCAAUGCUAACCAUCGACUCCAUCCCAUCAGCAUUCGUGGCGCAAUUUCCAUCAGGCACAUCCAUCCACUGCAUCCUAGCUGCAUUUCUCGCACACGGAGACACCUCCUUGCUCGAGGAGUUAGAUCCUUGGCGCAAGGUAUGGCCCGAGUACCGCGAGUUUGAGGAUACCAUGCCGGUGCUCUGGCCGGAGCAUCUCCGACGGUCCAAUUCCGCAUUUGAGAGCACAGCAAACGACAACCAGAGCAGCAACAGCAACAGCAGCAGUGGGUCACCUUCAGCACCAUAUCUUCUUCCCCCAUCAAUCUCCGGGCUCUGGAACACCUUCGAGAAGGAACCAGUAGGCGUAGACUACGAGACGCGAUACCAGAACCUCCUAACCCAGCAGGAGAGACGCCUGAGAACCGCAUGGGCUCAUGCCCUCAAAGUGUACCCAGAGACAGACUGGGACACAUUCGCAUAUUACUGGUUCAUCAUUAACUCGCGGAGCUUCUACUAUGUCUCGCCGGGAAAAGACGAACCAGAGGAUUGGAACGACGCUAUCGCCAUGGUCCCUUUUGCAGAUUACUUCAACCAUGUCGACGACGCGGCCUGCGAAGUGAUCUGGACCGGCCAGAACUACCUCUUCAAAGCAACCCGCCAAUACGAACAAGGCGAAGAAAUCUACAUGAGCUACGGCUCGCACUCGAACGACUUCCUCUUCGUGGAAUACGGCUUCUUCCUCCCCACGAACCCAAGUGACAGCAUCUACCUAGACGACAUAAUCUUCCAAGACCUGACCCUCGAGCAGAAGAAAGACCUAGCGGCCCAGGAUCUCUUCGGAAACUUCGAACUCACCCUUCCCCAACCCACCUCCUCCCCCAAAAUAUCAACCUCGACCCCCACACCCCUCGAAGCAGCAGCAGCCCUAAAAACCAUGACCCGCCGGGACUGGAAACUCUGGCUCUCGGGCCGCUCGCAGCGGGGGUUCUCGGCCGAGAAGUCCGCGGAGGUUAAAAGGGGCUGGAUCGAGGUGUAUCACUGGGAGAGUGAGAUGGUGAUUGCUCGGAUCGAGAGGAUUUUAGUUGAUGAUAGUGAGUGUCAUAAUCCCGUUGGAGGUGUCGUGAGUAAUGGUGGUGAGGCGAGGAAAGAUGGUGGCGGGGCGUCGUCGUCCUCUGAUGGGGAUAAGAAGGAGAAGGGGAGGAUGGGGUCCGCGGCGUGGGAGCGCGGGAGACUUGAGAUGUUGGUGGAGCGGUGGAGACAGGUGCGGGGGUUGUGUGAGGGGGCGUUGGAGGGAUUGUAG